Actinia tenebrosa (Australian red waratah sea anemone) is the source of this 745-nucleotide messenger RNA. Its product is annotated as E3 ubiquitin-protein ligase TRIM71-like. The record is from RefSeq and is a predicted model, not a curated record. NCBI's taxonomy places the organism in Eukaryota, Metazoa, Cnidaria, Anthozoa, Actiniaria, Actiniidae.
GAGUUGUUCAAACCUGUAAAAACCUUUGGAGAAAAGGGAAGUGGUAGAGGACAGUUGAAUGCUCCAUGUUCGAUAGCAGUCAGUGAUAAUGGAGAGAUAGCCAUUGCUGAAUGGGGUAACCACCGUAUUCAAAUAUUCAGUCUUGAAGAAAACUAUUUAAGAAAGUUUGGCAGGGAAGGAACAAGACAAGAUGGUAAAGGCAGGAUACAAGAGUUUAACUUGAAGGGUACUUAUGUAAGAACCAUCUACAGACAUGACCGAGGGCUGCUUGGAAUUUGUGUUAACGAUGAUAAAAACAUCGCAGUGUGUUGUUGGGGAAAACAAGAACUGGGUAUCAAACCAAGUAUCAAGGUGUUCAGUAAACAAGGACAUUUAGUUCAUGAGUUUGAUAUGCCUGAUAAUAAUGAACAGCCUGAGUGCAUCACCUAUGGUAACGGCAAAUACUUUGUAUCUUAUUAUGACAUAAACUAUGUUCGUGUUUUUGAUGUGAAUGGAGUUUUCUUGUACAAGUUUGGAGAAGAGCGAGAAAGAGACGGUCAGUUUAAUGGUGUACGUGGACUAGCUGUUUAUGGUCCAGACAUGAUUCUUGUCUGUGAUAGUUAUAAUCACCGUGUUCAACUUUUCACACAAGAAGGUCAGUUUAUAAGGUCAUUUGGUAGCUAUGGUUCAGGUGUUGGUCAGAUGGAUAGUCCUAUUGAUGUAGUAGUUACAGCUGAUGGUCGAGUGUUUGUGGUAGAAUUUUGGG